This is a messenger RNA of Anolis carolinensis (green anole), 2110 nucleotides long. Its product is annotated as gamma-aminobutyric acid receptor subunit rho-1. Gene Ontology annotation, cellular component: GABA-A receptor complex; synapse; plasma membrane. Gene Ontology annotation, biological process: regulation of membrane potential; chloride transmembrane transport; signal transduction. Bases 127 to 1569 code for a protein of 480 amino acids. The transcript is spliced from 10 exons. NCBI's taxonomy places the organism in Eukaryota, Metazoa, Chordata, Lepidosauria, Squamata, Anolidae. The record is from RefSeq and is a predicted model, not a curated record. Gene Ontology annotation, molecular function: chloride channel activity; GABA-A receptor activity; neurotransmitter receptor activity.
UUUUCGUACGAGUAAACAUCCUUUCAAUAAUGAACAGCCCGAUAAUGUCUUAAAAAGAGGAAAAGGAUCUUCAUUUUGGGUUUCUUCUUCUUUUGUGGACUAUUUCUGGACAUAAAAGCAGAGGAUAUGAUGUUGACUGUCCAUAAAAUGCAGUGUAGCAUCUUCUUGCUGUUUUGGGGAUGCGUUUUAUCCACAGAAUGCAGAGCCCACUGGCAAGGAAAAGAGAUAUAUGAAGUCUAUAAGAAGGGCAGUCGACCUCAGAGACAGAGAAGAGAAACACAUGAAGUAUCACACAAGCAAGGCAGUCCAAUAUUGAAACGAAGUCCUGAUAUCACCAAAUCACCACUAACAAAAUCAGAGCAGCUUCUAAGAAUAGAUGACCACGACUUCAGCAUGCGGCCUGGUUUUGGAGGCCCUGCAAUUCCUGUAGGAGUAGAUGUACAAGUUGAAAGCUUGGAUAGUAUUUCAGAAGUUGACAUGGACUUCACAAUGACACUCUAUCUCAGGCAUUACUGGAAAGACGAGAGAUUAUCCUUCCCAAGUACCAAUAACCAAAGUAUGACCUUCGAUGGCAGGCUUGUGAAAAAGAUCUGGGUGCCUGACAUGUUCUUUGUCCAUUCCAAACGCUCCUUUAUCCAUGAUACCACCACAGACAAUGUCAUGCUGCGGGUCCAGCCAGAUGGGAAAGUGCUUUAUAGCUUGAGGGUCACUGUAACAGCUAUGUGUAACAUGGAUUUCAGUCGCUUUCCCCUUGAUACGCAAACAUGUUCACUGGAAAUUGAAAGCUAUGCCUAUACUGAAGAUGAUCUCAUGCUGUACUGGAAGAAUGGGAAUGAUUCUCUGAAAACAGAUGAGAGGAUAUCAUUGUCACAGUUUCUUAUACAAGAAUUUCACACUACCACCAAGCUUGCCUUUUAUAGCAGCACAGGCUGGUACAACCGCCUCUACAUUAACUUCACUUUGCGCCGACACAUCUUCUUCUUCUUGCUCCAGACCUAUUUUCCUGCCACUUUGAUGGUCAUGCUGUCUUGGGUGUCCUUUUGGAUAGACCGCAGAGCCGUGCCUGCAAGAGUUCCCUUAGGGAUUACAACAGUGCUGACAAUGUCUACCAUCAUCACGGGUGUCAAUGCCUCCAUGCCUCGGGUUUCCUACAUUAAAGCCGUGGACAUUUACCUUUGGGUCAGUUUUGUGUUCGUCUUCCUUUCGGUACUAGAAUACGCUGCAGUGAACUAUUUGACUACGGUGCAAGAACGGAAGGAACGAAAACUACGAGAUAAGCUUCCUUGCACUUGUACGCCGCCUCAGCCAAGACAAUUGAUGGGGAUGGAUGGCAGCUACAGUGAUGGGGAGGUGAAUGAAAUGGGACAGUAUGUAAAUGAAAAUGGGGAUAAACAAGACAGAAUGAUGGUCCAGCUGGCACUUGGUUCAGAAAGGAAUUCAACCAGGAGGAAAAACCAGAGAUACAGCAGCAUGAGGAUCGACACCCAUGCCAUUGACAAGUAUUCCAGAAUAAUAUUCCCAGGGGCAUACAUUUUAUUUAACCUGAUAUACUGGUCUAUUUUUUCAUAGUUCUAUUUUUUUUUAGCUGGUUGCAUGUGGUAUAUGCAUUAACUGUAUAAACAUUGGUAUCAAACAAAUAUUUCAUUCAAGAAAACUGAAUGCUCUUGGUUUUGUUAAUGUUUUAUAAUUCUGUUGCAUGAAAUCCAUACAAAACCCUCUUAUUCAUUUUGAGGGGCUUUGGGAGAGAUCCAAUCUUAACAAUCAGUUUCAGCAUGAUCCAAGACAUCAAUUUAAGAAACAUAAAGGGAGGGGAGAAAAAGUGGCAAAACACAGGGAUUUGUUUGAAUUGUACUUUUAUUUUCAAAUGCAUGGUCCCCCAUUGUGGCUAUUAAAAGGAUUUUUUUUUCUCCUUUUGAAACUGCUAGUUUUGACAUCCAUAUUCCCAUUACAGAAAUCAAGGGUGUUCAUCUUGUUACAUUUGUAAAUAUAUAUAUAUAUAUAUAUAUAAUACUGUAAAAUUUCAAGUAUCUGUGUAAAUAGGUAAGACUAUAUAUCUAAAUAUUCUAUGUCUUAUCAAGACUCAAAAAUAUAAAUGUCGUUUUUUAUUAUA